AUGGUUGUUGUAGACCACCAUGAGUAUCUCUGUGAAGAAGAGAAGCGGCUGAAGGAGGACCGCGAGCGCACGAAAUACUGGAAGAAAUGGGGCCCUUACGUGGCUGAACGUCAAUGGGCCACCGUGCGGGAGGACUACUCGGACAAUGGCGACGCCUGGAGUCAUUUCUCUCACGAUCAAGCCAGGUCUAGAGCAUAUCGUUGGGGUGAAGACGGUAUCGCUGGAGUGUCGGAUACUCAUGGCCUCCAGAACAUCGCCUUCGCCUUUUGGAAUGAGAAGGACGACUUUUUGAAGGAGAGGCUCUUCGGCCUGAGCAACCCUCAGGGCAACCACGGUGAAAGUCUCAAGGAGGCGCACUUCCAUUUGGACAAUGUGCCUACGCAUUCAUACAUGAAAUACCUCUACAAGCUCCCCCAGAGACGGUUUCCCUACGAACAGUUGAUCCAAGAAAAUGCGAAACGUGGUAAGCUUGAGCGCGAGUUCAAUAUCAUCGACUCGGACGCUUUCAAAGACAAUCGCUACUUUGACAUCUUUAUCGAGACUGCUAAAGAGACGGACGACCCUGAAGAGUUGCUGUUCCGGGUCACUGCGUAUAACCGGGGCCCGGAACCUGCUCCUUUACAUAUCAUCCCUCACAUGUGGUUCCGGAACACAUGGUCUUGGGGCCAUGAGCCUGAAAAGCUCAAACCCAAUAUCCGCAUGGUGGGACCAAUGACUGCGCAAUCCAAACACCACAAGCUGGGCCAUCGCUUCUUCCAGCUGUCUCCAUCACCAGGUUGUGGCCCGGAUGCUGAUGAUGUCCAUCCACAACUUAUGUUCACAGAAAAUGACACCAAUCUUCAAAAGCUCUACGGCGUCAAGAACAAGCAACCAUACGUCAAGGACGCUUUCCACCGGUGGAUCGUCGACGAGGAGAAGGGAGCCAUCAAUCCUCGCUGCUCGGGCACCAAAUGCGCUGCGUGGUAUGAUUUUGGGCAAGGCGACGGAGUCCCUCCUGGAGAGUGCGCUGUCGUCAGGUUCCGUCUGUCGCGUAAAUACGAUGGCUACCUCAACGAAGAGCUUUUGGACGACAUCAUCGAACAACGACGACAAGAAGCCGACGAAUUCUACUACAGAAUUAGCCCUCUUCCGAUGGCAGAGGAUUUGAGAAAUAUCCAGCGCCAGGCUCUUGCCGGCAUGCUCUGGUGCAAACAGCACUAUUACUUCAUCUGGGACCAGUGGGCGAACGGCGACCCCAAUAUGCCACCUCCUCCGGAGAAUCGCAAGAAUAUCCGGAAUCAGCAUUGGAAGCACAUGUACCUCGACGACAUUCUUUCGAUGCCGGACUCGUGGGAGUAUCCGUUUUUCGCGGCGUGGGACUCGGCUUUCCAUUGCAUUCCUCUUGCCAUGGUCGAUCCGGAGUUUGCGAAGAAACAACUUGACCUGUUCACUCGCGAAUGGUACAUGCACCCCAACGGACAGUUACCGGCCUAUGAGUGGAAUUUUGGCGAUGUCAACCCACCUGUCCACGCAUGGUCCGUUUUCCGGACCUUCAAGAUCGAACGCAAGAUGUAUGGGAGACAGGAUCUGGAUUUCCUCGAACGCGUUUUCCAGAAAUUACUGCUCAAUUUUACCUGGUGGGUCAACCGCAAGGAUUAUGACGGCAAGAAUGUGUUUGAAGGGGGUUUCCUGGGGCUCGACAACAUUGGUCUGUUUAACCGCUCUGAGCCUUUGCCGACAGGCGGAGUUCUGGAGCAAGCUGACAGCACAGGGUGGAUGGCAUUCUACUGCCUCUGCAUGUUGAACAUCGCUUUGGAACUUGCCAAGCACAGACGAACGUACGAGGAUAUUGCAUCGAAAUUCUUUGAACACUUUCUUCUGAUCUCAGACGCCAUGAGCUUCCGGGCCGGAGGCACAGACCAGAGUCUAUGGAACGAGGAGGACGGGUUCUACUACGACGCCAUCUCUUGGGGCGGGCCAUGGACCCAACAAAUGCGUGUACGGUCUCUCGUAGGCCUCAUUCCACUGUACGCUGUCCUGACCUUGGAGCCGGAGCUGAUCAACAAAUUUCCCAAUUUCAAGCGGAGGAUGGACUGGUUCAUUGAAAACCGCCAUGACGUUGCGGAGCGCAACAUUGCCUCGAUGCGUAAAAGAGGGAAAGAUGAGCGUCUCCUCCUAUCUCUGGUUAGCAAGGAGCGGCUAGAGAAGAUUUUGAAGAGGAUGCUCGACGAGACAGAGUUUCUCUCUGAGCAUGGGAUCCGCAGCUUGUCCAAGUAUCACAAAGACCACCCCGUGAGCAUGGAUGUCAACGGCCAACAGUUCAAGGUCAGUUACGUACCAGGUGACUCUGAUUCUGGCCUCUUUGGUGGCAACUCCAACUGGCGCGGCCCAAUCUGGAUUGCUGUGAAUUUCCUGCUUGUCGAGUCACUGUUGCGGUUCUACAUGUUCUAUGGCACGUCCCUCCAGAUUGAGUGCCCGACUGGCUCGGGCGAAUACAUGCAUCUCGGGCAUGUGGCCGAGGAGAUCCAGCAUCGGCUUCAGCAUCUCAUGGUGCGUGACAGUGAAGGCCGUCGCGCCAUUAAUGCGGGCAAUGACACGCUCGAUUUCGACCCGCACUGGAAGGACUACCUUUGGUUCUUUGAGUUCUUCGACGGUGAUAGUGGACGUGGUCUUGGUGCGAGCCAUCAAUGCGGGUGGACUGGGCUCAUGGCAAAGAUGAUUCACGACACAGGAAUCAAUUGUCGUCUACCGCAGACUCCUCGUACACCUUCUACUGCCGCCGCACACUACUUUGAUGACGUUCUUUCAAGUGGGCUUAGCCGGAAAGGUACCUUUGUUGGCACGCCCAAUCCGAUGCGGCGUUCUUCGACUUCGCGCUCGAUUGGCAACCGCAGCUCCUUUGUCUCUGUCACCAACGGCGACCACUCGAGUAGAGGCCAUGCGACACCGGCUGUUAUCCAUGAUGUGGACAGUCCGACUUCGUAUUUUGAAGGCGCCGAACCCGCGGUGACGGAUUCGGAUGCAUGGGGAAAAGAGGACAAACUGGAGAAAGAGCGGCGAAAGAGUAUUGCGGACAGUCAUUACGACAGAUACGUCAAUGAGCAGUUGACCAAGAUCAAGACGGACGAGAGCACUGCAGUGUAUGAGGAUGAGUUUGAGGCUCAGCUUGAUUAG
Fonsecaea nubica is the source of this 3153-nucleotide messenger RNA. RefSeq lists its product as hypothetical. The record is from RefSeq and is a predicted model, not a curated record. Gene Ontology annotation, molecular function: Glc3Man9GlcNAc2 oligosaccharide glucosidase activity. Gene Ontology annotation, biological process: oligosaccharide metabolic process; protein N-linked glycosylation. Gene Ontology annotation, cellular component: endoplasmic reticulum membrane. The coding region runs from base 1 to 3153 and encodes 1050 amino acids. Lineage: Eukaryota; Fungi; Ascomycota; Eurotiomycetes; Chaetothyriales; Herpotrichiellaceae. The transcript has 2 exons.